GGAAACGAAAAUGGUGGUACUUGAGUCACUGAACCUCUCACGCUUCUAUCUCUCAUCUUCUCCAAACCCUCCUCCAUUUCUAUUGCUUACAAAAUCAAACCUUUCGAUUCCCACUUCCACCCCCAAAUUUCUCUUCAAAUCCCCUCUUUUUACACUCCCUCUUCCAAUUUCUACUAAAUUCCAGGUCUGCUUAUCAUCAGCAAUCCAACAGGAGAUUACAGAGGAAGAAGAAGUAGAGAAAUUAGAGCAAACCCAGAAAGAAGAAAACAAAAAAAAGCUUUUUGUUCUUAAUCUUCCAUGGUCUUUCUCUGUUGCUGAUGUCAAGAAUCUCUUUGGUGAAUGUGGAACUGUGGCAGAUGUUGAGAUAAUAAAACGGGAGGAUGGGAAAAGAGGGUUCGCAUUUGUUACAAUGUCUUCUGGGGAAGAAGCUGUUGCUGUUAUCAAGAAAUUCGAUUCUCAUGAUCUUUUGGGUAGGAUUAUCAAGGUUGAAUAUGCAAAGAAAUUCAAGAAACCUACACCUCGGUCUCCAGGUUCACUGCGGCCAGGUGAGACACGCCAUAAGCUGUUUGUGUCAAAUCUUUCGUGGAAAGUAAGGGCUACACAUCUUAAACAAUUCUUUGCCGACUUCCAUCCUGUUUCCACCAGAGUUGUUUUCGGCCCUUCAGGAGGUUCUGCCGGAUAUGGGUUUGUCUCAUUUGCCUCAAAGGAGGAAGCAGAAUCUUCAAUAUCAGCCUUGAAUGAGAAGGAAUUGCUUGGGCGGCCGAUCAUCUUAAAAUUUGAUGAAAAAUAAAAUGAAAAAUCUGAAACCAACGAGGAAAACCCUCGAGAGGAAGAACCUGCUGCAUCAUAGUUGUGGUUGAGUAGAUUUUGGUGAUAGAAGAUCAAUGAAGUUUGUGUUUAAUUAACAGCAGUUAAUGAUAGUAAUCUUUUGUGAGUUUGUUGAUUGGUUGGAAUAGGCAUAUAUACUCAUACAUGUUGUGUAGGGUUCCAUGAGUGAUCCAGUAUUUCUACCUGC
This is a messenger RNA of Cynara cardunculus var. scolymus (artichoke), 1015 nucleotides long. RefSeq names its product 33 kDa ribonucleoprotein, chloroplastic. The coding region runs from base 11 to 790 and encodes 259 amino acids. Lineage: Eukaryota; Viridiplantae; Streptophyta; Magnoliopsida; Asterales; Asteraceae. The transcript is spliced from 4 exons. Gene Ontology annotation, cellular component: cytosol. Gene Ontology annotation, molecular function: mRNA binding. The record is from RefSeq and is a predicted model, not a curated record.